Molecule: messenger RNA, 1892 nt
Organism: Physeter macrocephalus (sperm whale)
Lineage: Eukaryota; Metazoa; Chordata; Mammalia; Artiodactyla; Physeteridae
Gene: PNMT
Product: phenylethanolamine N-methyltransferase
Exons: 3
Coding region: 437-1288 (283 amino acids)
Cellular component (GO): cytosol
Molecular function (GO): phenylethanolamine N-methyltransferase activity
Source: RefSeq, a predicted model, not a curated record
GAGCUGGGAACGGGGGAAAGGGCUAGCUUGGACCCUGGCAAAAAAGAAGGGAAGGGAUGCCAGGCAAAAGGGGUGAAUGGCUGCCGGAGUUGGAGAAGAGCUACGGAGGAGCUGGGGCUGGCGGCCGCAGGGGUCUAAGGAGUCUGGGGGUACGAAGCUGGGGGGCAGGGCGCGGGAGCUGGCCUGGGACCAGGGCAGGUGAGGCAAAGGGUGGAGGGCAGCCGGGAGCGACCGUGGAGCAGGGGCGGGGACGGACGCUCCCCCCGUGUGUCUGCUGCUCCGACACUAAAGGAGAUGGAUGGGGUAGGGGAAACGCAGCGCGCGUGGCCCCGGGCGGCUCAUCGCUCAGCCGCCGCCCCCGCAGCGGAGAGGUCGGGGCGGGGGGUCCGGCCGCAGAUAAAGGCGAGCGGGGGACAAGGGCGGCCGCGGCAGCAGCAUGAGCGGGACAGACCUGAGUCACGCUGCGGGCGCGGCCCCCGACUCAGCCCCGGGCCGGGCGGCAGUCGCCUCGGCCUACCAGCGCUUCGAGCCCCGCGCCUACCUCCGCAACAACUACGCGCCCCCUCGGGGGGACCUGGGCAGCCCCGACGGCGUCGGGCCUUGGAAGCUGCGCUGCUUGGCGCAGACCUUCGCCACCGGUGAGGUGUCUGGACGCACCCUCAUUGACAUUGGUUCAGGCCCCACUAUCUACCAGCUGCUCAGCGCCUGCGCCCACUUCGAGGACAUCACCGUGACAGAUUUCUUGGAGGUGAACCGCCAGGAGCUGGGGCUCUGGCUGCGAGACGAGCCUGGGGCCUUCGACUGGAGCGUGUACAGCCAGCAUGUCUGUCUCAUCGAGGGCAAGGGUGAAUCCUGCCAAGAGAAGGAGUGCCAGCUGCGAGCCAGGGUGAAGCGGAUCCUGCCCAUCGACGUGCACCAGCCCCAGCCCCUGGGCGCUGGGAGCCUGGCGCCCCUGCCUGCCGAUGCCCUGGUCUCCGCCUUCUGCCUAGAGGCUGUGAGUCCGGACCUUGCCAGCUUCCAGCGGGCCCUGGACCACAUCACUACACUGCUGAGGCCUGGGGGGCACCUCCUCCUCAUCGGGGCCCUGGAGGAGUCAUGGUACCUGGCUGGGGAGGCCAGGCUGGCGGUGGUGCCAGUGCGUGAGGAGGAGGUGAGGGAGGCCCUGGUGCGUAGCGGCUAUGAGGUGAGGGAUCUGCGCACCUACAUCAUGCCUUCCCACCUUCGGACAGGCGUAGAUGAUGUCAAGGGCAUCUUCUUCGCCUGGGCCCAGAAGAAGGUGGGGGUGUGAGGCCCCAGUGUACACAGUGCCGGUGGCCCUCACCCACCUAGAUUCCCUGUUAUCUGAGGUGGCGCCUAAUAAAGAAAUAAGUCCAUGCUGGUUGGUGUAAGUGCAGUCUGUGGCUCUCCUGGGAAGCAACAAGGGCCCAGAGCUCUCUCUUGUGUUGUGGGCGUAUGGGAGGCAUCAACCCUGGCCUUUUUUCCGGAAGCUUCCAUGAAGGUAGGUUUCCGCACAUUCAUUCUUCCCAAACUAAGGAAAGCCAGGGUCAGAGGAAACUCGUUCAGCAUCUGCUGCGUGCCAGGCACCUGCUAGGCCCAUUCAAGUCCUCACACUCGGCGGCAGGUCCUGUUACCCUGUUUGCAGGUGUAGCUCAGAAAGGUUAGGAACAAAUAAAUAAUAGUGGAGCUUAGCGGAGCCCAGAAGGGGAGGUGAAGGGGGAUAAUUAGGAGCACUUGCAGGGGGUGGUGCUACAAUCCAGGCACAAAGGCCAAGGGAAGUCAGAGGGGAAGAACAGGCACCAGCUCCCUCUCCCAGCCCCCACCACGAGCGGGACGGGAGCGCCAUCCAGAUCUGCUGUUGCCCUGAAUCUGGUCCCUGCCAUCCCCACUCCCAU